UUAUAAUCGAUACAACGCGCCUAAAAGUUAAUGGAUUGUUAUUUAAUGUAACGCUGUAGUAGUUCAUCUGACAUUAUGAAGGUUAUUGUGUGAGUGAAGCGCAUCCACACGAGUAACAGAGAAGGCGCGAGUGACUACUAAAUGACAAAGUGUCCAAACACACAGAUAAACUCCUGCUGAAGUGAUUGAGAUCCACGUGACACUUAUAAAGAUGGAGUUUAUUAAAGAGGAGAGUGAAGACAUAAGGAUUAAAGAAACAUUCAGUCUGAAACAUGAAGAUGCCGAGGAGCAAAGAAAGAUGGAGUUUAUUAAAGAGGAGAGUGAAACCAUGAAGAUUGAAGAAACAUUCAGAGUCAAACAUGAAGAUACUGAGGAACAAACAGGCAUGAGCCCACUGAAAGAGGAGAGUCAAGAAAUGAAUGAAGCAGAGAAAGAUUGGUGUGAGAAACUUGAUUUCAUGACUGCAGAACAAUCCACUGAAACGACUUCAUCAGGAAACAGAGCUCAACCAUGUCCUUACAUAUGUGGUCAGUGUGGAAAGAGUUUUGGAACUAAAGUAAAAAUUUAUCAGCAUAUGAGAAUUCACUCAAAAAAGAUCAUAUGUCAGCAGUGCAAAGAGAGUUUCCCAGACAGGCAACAGCUUAAGGAUCAUGUCAAAAUUCACAUGGGAAAGAAGCCUUUCAUAUGUCAUCUUUGUGGAAAGAGUUGCUCAAAAGAAGGACGCCUCAAGGAUCACUUGAGAGUUCACACCGGAGAUAAGCCUUUCGCCUGCCCUCAGUGUGGAAAGAGAUUUACUCAAAAAACAAACAUUAAAGCCCACCUGAGAACUCACACUGGAGAGAAGCCCUUCACUUGCACUCAGUGUGGUAAGAGUUAUACUUGUAAAGACACCCUUAAUGACCACUUGAAAAUUCACACCGGAGAAAAGCCUUUCACCUGUCAACAGUGUGGAAAGAGUUUCAUUAAAAAACAAAACAUGAAAGUCCACAUGAGACUUCACACUGGAGAAAGACCUUACACAUGUCUUUGGUGUGAGGAGAGCUUCAUCUAUCGAAAAGACCUGAAAGAUCAUUUGCGAACUCAUUCUCGAAAGGAAUUCCUGUGAUCCUCAGUGUAGUAAGAGGGUUACAAGAUACAGAGGAUUCAGAAAUAACCUGCAUAUUCACUGUGGUGGAGGCCGUAUAAUUUUUUUAAAAUAUAAUUUAAAAUCAUCACACUUAAAGAUACACAUGAAAAAGGUCUUGAAGAUGUAAGACCGUUGAAUUUGCCAUAGUUUUGAUACAGUUUCAUUACUGUAACAAGUACUUUAUAGUGUUGUUCUUUUGUUACUGGUAAUUAAAUCCCUUAGUUUCAUCUUUAAAAUAAUAUAAACAUUGUGUAACGUGAAGAUUUAUUCAGAAUAGUGGCAGCAGCCUUCCAUUUCCUGCGUAGAAGUUACAACUUAACAUGGGCAUCAGUUAAACUGACAAAAAUUCUCUCAACCACUGGCAGAGCCAGAAGCAGGUCCAAUGUGGUAAUGAACCCUAGGCGCCACCCCAAAAUUUUAUUCACUACUGAUAGUUUUAUGCUGAUUGACAUCUCAUUUCACCUUUUGUUGUAAAAGCUUUUUGUUUUGUUUUUAUCCCAGGGUGGAAAUCACUUAAGCAAUUUUACUUGAUCAAUGUACUGAAGUACACUAGUCAACAUAUGAAGCUGAUCAAAACCUUUCAUCAGAGUUGUUCUAAAACAAAAAUGUGUUCUUGUCUUAGGACAACUUUGAUUCACUUUUUUUUUUUAUCCACUUCAAAUACCUAUACAGCUGGGACCGCUCCAUCUUUCAGUAUCAAACGAUGUGCAAAUACAGCGUCGAACUGGGCCUUGUUUAUAAAAUGUUCAUCAACAAACACACUUGCAAAACUCCAUUGCUGCCCAAUGGAUUCUUUAGGAAGCUGAACAAGAUUAUCUUUCCCUUUCAACCAAAAGCACAGUUAUUUAGAGACAUUCUUCUCGAGCGAGUCCUGCGCAGUACAGCCGAAUGAAGCUCAUUAAUGGUCACGUCCUCGCUCCGGUUGACGUGUGUGUGGGCGCACUCUUCUGGGAGAAAUACCCAUAUAAGGAGUUCGACCCUUCAUGAUGUCAUGAAGUGCCAUAAUCAAAAAAACUUUCUGAAACUUGUAAGAAACUCAGAAGUAUGUAUUUGGCUCAGAAAUACUCUGUUGUACAUCCAAAUCCUUUUUUGAUAUUUUUUUAAAGAGUUGGAUUCUCAUGCUAAACAUGGCCAGUGUAAAUAGCUCAACAUGCAUGAAACAGCAUUGGACCCCCUUUUAAGUAUAAAACAUUUUUGAAUUUCAAAUGUAACCUUGGUUCCCUGAGAAGGGGAAUGAAACACUGCAUCUGCUGAUGCUAUGGAGAACCACGGUUACAUUCAGAACCCGAGACGUUCCCUUUCCAAUGGGAACUCGCACUGUGUCUGCUGACAAUAUGGGAAGCUGAGGAGAAUUCCUGCCACACAAUCUAAGCAUUGCCACAGUGAACACAACAUAAAACUCAAUAAACUUAACUGCCUGAAGUCAAUAAAGUCCCCUUCUCUGGAUCAACUCAAUGCCAGAAAUGUGAGACAAAAUACCCUAUGGCCACUAACCAAGCUUUGAGUCCUAUACAAGAAAAGUUUCAGCUUUUUCCAACCUUCCUCACUUCCUUGCAGGCAACGGUGUCUGGCUCGAGGACAGAGAUUAAAGAUCUGGUUAUGUUAGCCCUGUAUGCUAGACACCACCUUUAACCCUUAAAACUCAGUUUUUGUGUGUGUGUGUGUUGAUUUCCGCCUUGAAAUAACAUAUCUAAGCUUGAUGACUGCCCUUACUCACAUACAAUACAUAGAUGCACAAUAUUGGUGUUAUUAUUUAAAGGAAAACCUUUUAGAAAAUAAAAACUAUCAAAUGUAAUAAAUACUGUUGUAUUUGUUCAAAAUAUAAAAAUAAACAAAAAAAAUAAGCAAUUGUUUGUUUUUUUUUUCUUUGAAUCCUGUAUUUGAGAGUGAAUAACUCAAGCUCUGUAUGCUUCAGCUAUUGUAAGUUUUAUUUGAUUCUACUAGAUGUCAGCAAACACUGGAAAAGAUAAUUUUUAAUCCAGCAUUUUCCAUUAAAAAAGUUUUUUUAUUUUUUUUUUAAGCAAAGGGAGGCAAAGUGGUCUUUUAGUGGCGUUUUGGAGUCUCCAAAGUCCUGACUGCAAAACAAGCUAUUAUGAAGAAGCCUACAUUUACUAUAUGCAAUAUGUGACAAAAGAACUAAAAAAACAGGUUUCAUUCUUCUCAAAGAGGCUUAUUAAAUUCAAUAUACAGUGCAAAUAAUGGG
This is a messenger RNA of Cyprinus carpio (common carp), 3329 nucleotides long. RefSeq lists its product as uncharacterized. Lineage: Eukaryota; Metazoa; Chordata; Actinopteri; Cypriniformes; Cyprinidae. Gene Ontology annotation, molecular function: RNA polymerase II cis-regulatory region sequence-specific DNA binding; DNA-binding transcription factor activity. The record is from RefSeq and is a predicted model, not a curated record. Gene Ontology annotation, biological process: regulation of transcription by RNA polymerase II.